Molecule: messenger RNA, 9290 nt
Organism: Colossoma macropomum (tambaqui)
Lineage: Eukaryota; Metazoa; Chordata; Actinopteri; Characiformes; Serrasalmidae
Gene: obsl1b
Product: obscurin like cytoskeletal adaptor 1b
Exons: 34
Coding region: 62-8782 (2906 amino acids)
Molecular function (GO): protein binding
Source: RefSeq, a predicted model, not a curated record
GAACAGCAUAGGGGAAACAUAUGCUGCAGCAACACUGAAAGUAGAGGGUGAGGCUCAGGAGAUGGAGCUGAGGGAAGAGAACAAGCCCCGUUUUCUUAUCAAACCCCUGUCUACACGCGUAGGCCGAGGAGAAGAUGCUGUUUUCUCGUGUAAGCUCUGGGGUAACCCUAGGCCAGAGGUGGUUUGGGAGAAAGAUGGAAAGAAGCUGAACGAAAUCUUUGAGAGCACACAUUUCAGUGUCGGCUAUCAGGAUGGAGGAUGGUUCCAGUUAAAAAUUUUUAAGACACGGGCACCUGAUGGAGGGGUGUACACAUGCAAGGCCAGGAAUGAGUUUGGUGAAAGCCUUGCUGGCGCUGUGCUGCUAGUCGACGCAGGCCCAGGACAUGAAGAUGAGGGGAAUCGCAAUGGGUAUAGUAAUGGACAUUGGAAGGCACAUCAGGGAAAGCAGAGAAGUGGAAGGCAGGUUUCGACACGACUAAAAGACGAACCUCUGCCAAACUCAGCCAAAGUGAAAAUGUUUGCAGUGACAGAAGGAAAACAUGCCAAAUUCCGCUGCUAUGUGACAGGAAAGCCAAAACCAGAAAUUAUAUGGAGGAAAGAUGGAAGACUAAUCUUGUCUGGAAGGCGGUAUCUCUUAUAUGAAGACCGAGAGGGGUACUUUACACUUAAAGUUCUUUAUUGUAAACAACAGGACAAUGGGGUAUAUGUCUGUGCUGCAUCCAACACUGCAGGACAAACCCUGAGUGCAGUGCAUCUUUCAGUUAAAGAACCACCCGUAAGAUUCAAGCAACCACUCAGCGACCUUCAGGUCUGGGAGCGGGACCUAGCCAUUCUUGAGUGUGAAGUGCCGGAGGACUCCGUGCCCAUCACAUGGUAUUUGGAAGACAGGCGGCUGCAACCAGGAGCUAAAUAUGGGAUGGAAGAGUGGGGGACAAAACGCCGACUCACAAUCCGUGACAUCGGAAUUGACGACGAUGGCAUCUAUCUCUGUGAGAUGGCAGAUGGAGGAAGAAGCAUAGCUGAGGUAGCUGUCAAAGGUACCAUUGUAAGAAAGCUUCCCAGAAAAGUGGAUGUUUUGGAAGGGGAAAAUGCAGCUUUCUGUGUGGAGGUUGAAGAGGAAGAAAUGGACAUUCACUGGUACAAAGAUGGAGUAGAGUUAAGGGAAACGCACCAGACUAUCCUCAAAUCAUUUGGCAGAACUCACAUCUUGGUCUUUGUCAAUACUACACCCCACGAUUCUGGCAUGGUUAUCUUCUAUGUGGGUAGAUCAAAGACAUCGUCUCAGCUAAGGGUGAAAGCUGCAAGGCACUGUCCACCUAGCUGUCCUAUAGGAGUGCAGAUAAACACAGAGCGUGCAAAUGCAGCACUCCUGUCCUGGGUUCCAGCACAGGACUGUCGGAAGAAUCCACCCUCGGGCUACAUCCUUGAGAGACAGGAAAUGGGCUCUCAGGAGUGGCUGCAGUGUCUCACUACUGACUCAGCAACCUCUGUGGAGAUUCUUGGUGACAGUGUUCCCUGUGAAGCUGACUACAGAUUCCGUAUUUGCAGCAUUAACAAGUAUGGAAGAAGUGGGUAUGUGGAGUUCCCUCGAGCGGUUCACCUAGUUCCAGUGGCCAAAAUACAAGCACCUUUACAAGAUGCCUUGGUGCCAGAGGGUCAGGAUGCCUGUUUUUCCAUCGAGCUGUCUGCAUCAGUCAUAGGCACUUGGUUUUUAAAUGGCAACCAACUUCAGGAAGACGAACGUUUCUCCAUCAGGCGGUCUCGUACGCACCAGUCCCUUCGCAUUCGUGGUGUACGAGACACUGACAAUGGAGCUGAAAUCACCUUCAUUGCAUAUGGAAUUCGGGAUUCAGCAGCUUUGUAUAUACAAGCUCCAUUGGUUAAAUUUACUCCACUUUCUGAAAUGGACCGAAAUAAGUUUGUGGAAGUUGGCAAUCCAAUAGUGCUCUACUGUGAGCUUUCUGAUCCUGAAGCCCAAGUCCGCUGGUAUAAGAACGGCAUUGAACUGCACUCAGUAGAAGGUCUUCACAUCCAGUCGGAAGGAACAAUGAGGAGAAUCGUCAUUCAAUCAGCUGAGUUCUCCCAUUCAGGAGUUUAUACCUGUGAUGCCAUAGAUGAUGUCAUCAGGUUUAAUGUGGAAGUCGAAGCUCCACCUGUGAGAUUCACAGUGCUUCCUGACGUUGAGAGAAACAAGUCCAUUGAAGCUGGUUCUCCAAUUAUACUUCAAUGUGAGCUCUCAGAUCCAAGUGCCCAGGUCUUCUGGUACAAAGAUGGAGCAAAACUCCUGCCACAGAGUGGACUAGACAUCCAGUCUGAUGGCACUAAGAGAUCACUGGUAGUCCAAAAGGCUGAAUUUUUCCAUUCCGGGGUGUACAGCUGCAAGACAAAGGGUGCUGCAGUCCAGUUCAAUGUGGAAGUCAAAGCUCCACCAGUGAGGUUCUCAGCUGUCCCAGACAAUGAGAGGAGAAAGUGCACUGAAGCAGGCUGCGCAGUCAUUCUACAGUGCGAGAUAUCAGACUCAACUGCACAGGUCCACUGGUUCAAGGAUGGAAAGCAAAUUUUCGUAGAAUCUGGAAUAGACUUCCAAUCAGAGGGCCGUGUACGGAAAUUAAUCAUUCAGACAGCAGCCCUGUCUCACUCUGGUGUGUACAGGUGCACAACAAAAGAUGACGCCGUCGAGUUUCAUGUGGAGAUCAGAGCUGUACCAGUGCGGUUCUCAGCUGUUCCUGAAAUUGAGAAGAAUAAAUGCAUUGAAGCUGGCAGUGCUUUUGAGCUUUGCUGUGAGGUAUCAGACCCUACAGCCCACGCCCGCUGGUACAAGGAUGAAUUAGAGCUCCUCCCAGAGACUGGCUGGGACACUCAGGCUGAGGGCACACUGAGGAUGUUGGUAGUCCAGUCAGCAGAUCCCAGUCACUCUGGACUUUACCACUGCAACACGUCUGAUGACUAUGUCCAGUUCACUGUGGAUAUCAAAGCUCCACCGGGGAAGUUCUCAGCCUUACCAGAGAUUCUGAAGAACCAGCUGUUUGAAGCAGACUACCUCACUGAUCUACGCUGUGAGAUCUCAGACCCUCCAGCCAAGGUGUGUUGGUAUGAGGAUGGAGCAGAGCUCAACUCAAAAAGUCAACCUCAUAUCAAAAAGGAGGAUUCCAGAAGGACACUAACUGUCAAGACAGCACAGGCCUCCGAGUCGGGACGGUACGACUGUGUGAGAAAGGAUGAUGUCAUCCAGUUUAAUGUACAAGAUGAAGCUCAACCUUUGAAAUUGCUGGAUGUUCCUGAAGUUGAGAAGAACACAUGUAUUGAAGAAAGCACCCCUGUUGUACCACAAUAUAAAAUCUUGGAUUCCACUGAAUGUGGCUAUCAUUUAAAAGAUGAGGGAGAGAUUCUGCUUCAAGCUGAAAUUGAGUCUGAACCUCAGAUUAAAUUGGAAGGAUCCAAAAGUCCUUUAAUCGUCAAGUCAUCUGAGAUACCUCACAAUGGGACAAACAGACCUAGGACACCAGAUGAUCCCAUCCAGGUUAAUGUGGAUAAAGCCGAGCUGUCUCACUCUGAGGUGUACAAGGGUGAGAUCUAUGAUGACUCUGUCCCGUGCACUGUGGAUAUUAAAGCCCCAAAGACGAAUUUCUCAACUCGUCGUGAAGUGCCGGACAACAAGCCUCCUGAAGCAGAAUGUCUCAGAGUGCUGAAUGAGAUCUCUGAGCAGAAGGCCCAAAUCUGUGGGCAAGGAGAAAUAUCGAUAGUCCACCAACAAGAUGCGACAAACGCCACAUCUCAUCUCAUCUCAGAGAAACAGUUUGCCCAGUUAUCAAAGAAGCCUCACAAAGAGGUGUACAGAGCUGAGACUAAGGAUCAGCCUGUGACAUACCAAGAUGAAGUAAAAGUACCACCAGUGAAGUUCUCCGCAAUCACUGAAGCUCAGAGGAACAGAAAUGCUGUAGUUGGAGAGCCCUUUGAACUGCAGUGUGAGGUCUCAGAUGCUGCUGCACAGGUUUGCUGGUACAAAGAUGGGAAUGAUUUGCGGUCUCAAGCUGGAGUUUUCAUUCUGUCUGAAGGUGCAAUACGAAAACUCAGAGUGCAGUCAGCUCAAUUGGCUCACAGUGGAACAUACAGUUGCAAGACAGACACUGAUGCCAUUACAUUCAACGUGGAAAUCAAAGUGCCAUCACUGAGGUUCAAACCACUGUCAGAGAUGGAGAGGAACAUACGCGUUGAAGUAGGCUCGCCAUUUGUUCUGAAAUGUGAGAUUUCAGACUCUGCAGCCCAAGUUUGCUGGUAUAAAGAUGGCUCAAAACUCUCCCCCAAAAAUGGACUUAAUAUCCAAACCGAUGAAAAUUUGAGGAUAUUAAGUGUUCAGUCAGCCAAGCUUUCUGACAGUGGACACUACACCUGUGGCAUUCCUGAUAAUGCUGUAUCAUUCAAAGUGGACGUUCAAGUUCCUCCCAUAAGGUUCUCAGCACUUCCAGAGGUUGCAAGGAACAAGUUCAUUGAAGCAGGCUGCCCCAUUGUACUUCAGUGUGAAAUCUCUGACCCAACUGCCCAAGUUUCCUGGCUCAAAGAUGGAGUGCCACUCCUUCAACAGGCUGGACUUGACAUCCAAUCAGAGGGCACCAUGAGGACAAUGAUCAUUCAUUCAGCUGAGCUCAAACACUCGGGAGUGUACAGCUGUGAAACUAGGGAUGAUCGCAUAGCAUUCAAGGUGGAUGUUGCAGCACCUCCUGUGACAUUUGUCUAUAUGCCAGAGGAAGAGCUCCACAGAAAUAUUAUGGAACAGGACAAUCUCUUCCUUUGUUGUGAGGUGUCCAGGUUUGAUGCUGCUACACAGUGGUACAAAGAUGGAGUUGAAAUACAGCCCAGUGACAAAGUUCUAAUAGAGACAGAAAACACCAUACGGAAACUGAUUAUCCAGUCUGUUCAGCUGUCAGAUGCUGGAGUGUACACUUGCCGUGCAGGAGACAAUGCCUUAAUCUUCAAGGUUAAUGUAAGAGAGCCUCCAGUAAUGAUAGUCUAUCCCAAGGAAGAUGUUCACCUUGAUCGUCAUGUUCCUGAGGAAGUAGUCCUCAGCUGUGAACUUUCCCGCCCCAAUGGAAAAGUGACUUGGCUCAAAGAUGGACAAAAACUUCAAGAAAGUGAAAACAUAAAGCUAAAGACAGAAGGUCCUUACAGGAGGCUAAAGAUUCUUCACAGCAGAGUUGAGGAUUCAGGAGAAUAUGUCUGCGACACAGCUGAUGACUCAAAGUUCUUUUAUCUCAGCAUUAAAGAACCUCCAGUGCGCAUCGUUUCUCCAAGUCAAUCCCAAAUGGAACUUUGCCAGCAAACAUCAGAGAGGAUGGUGCUGAGUUGCGAAAUUUCCAGACCCAACGCUUCCGUGCGCUGGUAUCGUGAUGGGCUUGAAGUAGAAGAGAACAACAACCUAAUACUGGAAGUUGAUGGUGUUUACAGAAGACUCAUAAUACCAGAGACAACAGUCAGUGAUUCUGCAGAAUACGUGUGUGACACAGCUGAAGACUCUGUGACUUUCUUCGUAAAUAUUGCAGAACCACCAGUGCGAUUUAUUCGGCCAAGGAAAAUGGCCUACGAAGUAGAAAAAUUUGUUGGAGAUACAGUAGUCCUUGACUGUGAGGUGUCUAGAUCAAACGCCGAAGUCAGCUGGAAGAAGAAUGGAGAGGAGAUUGACGAGAACAGCAACAUAACGAUAACUGAAGAUGGCAGUAGUCGACAGUUAACGAUUCAUUCAGCAGUGCUUGAGGAUACAGGCCAAUACGUCUGUGAUGCUAAAGAUGAUGUAAUGGACUUCCAUUUGAAAAUACUUGAGCCUCCAAUUAAAUUUCUGCAAAAAGCUGAUAUAUCAACAGACAUACACGUUGUAGUAUCAGAUGCUAUUGUACUGAAGUGUGAACUUUCCAGAGCAAAUGGUGUAGUCCAGUGGUACAAGGACAACGAGAGAAUUGUGGGUAAUGAGCAUUUUAUCUGUGAAGAAAAAGGGGCAUUCAGAUCUCUGAUUGUCCUGAAUGCUGAGAUCAGGGACUCUGGGGAAUACGUAUGUGACGCAAAAGAUGACAAGACUGUCUUUAAUGUCACAGUGCAAGAAGCACCAGUCUCUAUCCUAGGAAACUCUGGGAAUCCAGAACACUACACACUGGUUGCUGGGGAUGAGCUGAUACUUGCGUGCGAGGUGUCUCGAGAGAAUGCCUUUGUUCAGUGGCUUUGCAAUGGUAGAGUGCUGCAAGCAGAUUCAAGAACACAUAUUGAAAGUAGAGGCACAAUGAGAAAAUUUGUGCUUUCAAGCCUUGACAUAUUUGACUCGGGAGAAUAUGUCUGUGAUGCUACCGAUGACAAAAUGACAACAAUAGUAACAGUUCAAGAGCCACCACUCAAGUUCAUCAAAAAGGAAGAGAGGACAAAUAUUACUGCCUAUGAAGAAGAUAGUGUAACACUAUGCGCCAUCGUGAACAGGGACAAUGCCCCUGUGAAGUGGCUUAAGGAUGGUGAUCAAAUUAGGGAUGAUCGUUUUUGUACCACAACUGAUGGAUGUACUCAUUACUUGACCAUCAAUCCUCUUAAAAGGUCUGAUGCUGGAGAAUAUAUAUGUGAUGUGGGCACAGAUGAGAUCCACUUUAGUGUCCAUGUCAAAGCUAUGAAGGUGAAAUUCUCCAAGCCACUGGAGAACAUAGUGGGACUCAAGGACAAUGAUGUUGUAUUGAGGUGUGAACUCUACAAGUCCAAAGGAGAUGUGCAAUGGCUAAAGAACAACCAAGAGAUCACACCAAACCGGCAUUUCACAAUCAGGGCAGAUGGGCGAGAGAGAAGCCUCACAAUACACAAUGUAACAGAUGACGAUGCAGGAGAAUAUGCCUGUGAAUCUAAAGAUGAGAGAACAUCUGCAACAGUAGUAGUUGAAUCCCCUCGCAUUGUGGAGUUUAUUGCUGAGUUACACAACAUAACCGUUAUGGAAGGAGAAGAUGCCACAUUUAAGUGUGUAGUGUCCCCAGAAGAUGCAGAGCUGGUCUGGUGUAUGAAUGGCUGGCCUAUUAUAUCAAAUGAAAGGUUUAACAUCUCAAGUAAUGGACUAUGCCAUAUGCUGCACAUCAACAACUGCCAAGUAUCAGACAGCUGCAGGCUGACAGCCGAAGCUGAAGGCGUGAUAUCCAAAGCAAUCCUUCAGGUUCAAGAGGCCCAAGUGCUGUUCACGAAGAAAAUGGAGUCUGUGGUGGCGGAGGAGUAUGGGGAGGCCACUCUUGAGGUGGAGGUAAGCCUGGAAUCCGGGGAAGUUCAGUGGAUGAGACAAGGCGUAGUCAUACACCCAGGGCCCAAGUUCACCCUGAAGCAGAGCGGCCAGAAACGCUCCCUCACAAUCCACAAGCUUGCCCUUUCUGACCGGGGGAUGUACAGCUGCGAAACACUCCACGACCGCACGCAAGCCAAGCUCAGCGUGGAACCUCGAAAAAUCAAAAUACGGAAAGGACUGAGUGAGGUCCAAACCUUUGAGCGCGAGACGGCAUCCUUUGAGGUGGAGCUGUCACACAGCAACGUGGAGGGGGCGUGGCAGAAGGACGGGAGCCGCCUCAAAAACAACAACCACUGGCGCAUGACUGCCAAAGGCCAUGUGCACAGCCUUACCAUCUCCAACCUGUCUCUGGAGGACACUGGCACCUACACAUUCUCCGCUGAGAAUGUAAGGUCAUCUGCUAGGCUCAUUGUUAAAGAGACACCAGUAUCCAUUCUGAAAAAGCUAGAGGAUAGCACUUUUCCAGAGGGCACUGGAGCUACACUUGAGUGUGAGCUGUCCAGGCAUAAUGUUGAUGUUAAGUGGACAAAGAAUGGACUAGAACUUAAAUCAGGCAAGAACCUUCGCAUAUACUCCAUGGGGAGGAAGCGCUUCCUACAGAUCUUGAGAUGUGAGCUGGGAGAUUCAGGUGUAUAUGUGUGCGACGCUGGAGAUGCCACUACUUCCUGCUCUGUGGAAGUCUAUGAGAGGGAGCUUGAAGUGUUGCAGAGUCUGGAAGAUCUGGAUAUUCAAGAGGACCAGAAUGCUGUGUUUAUGUGUGAAGUAUCACUGGAUGACGUACCUGGAGAGUGGUUCAAGAAUGGGGAGAAAAUCAAACCCACCAGCACCAUCAAGAUCCGACAGGAAGGAACCAAGCACUUUCUUCUCAUGUGCAAUGUUAAAGGAGAAGAUUCAGGAGAGAUUAAAUUUGUUGCCAAGAAUGUUGAGUCCACUGCUUACCUAGAGGUGGAGGAACUCCCUGUGAGCAUAGUGAAGCCGCUACAAGACAAAACAGCUUUGGAGAAGAGCCGCGUCAUACUGGACUGCACGGUGUCCAAUCCUCGGUGCAGCAUCCGUUGGUAUAAAGGCAGGAACGUUAUCCUACCCUCAGAGCGCUUUGAGAUUUGCAGUGAAGGCUGCUAUCGCAAGCUUGUCAUUCAGCAGGUGGCCCUGGAGGAUGAAGGUACAUACAGUGUCCAGGUGGGCGACUAUACGUGCUCAGCAAGACUCACUGUGGAAGCCCAGUCAAUCUUGAUGGUACAAGAUUUGCAGGACGUGGAGGUGAAAGCCCCAGAGGAGGCCUGUUUUGCAUGUGAGGUGUCCGUGCCUGUACUCAAGGCUCCCGUUUGGACUCUGAACGGAGAGGUACUGCAGCCGGGGCCCAGAGUUCUUCUGGAGAAAAUGGGAACAGUGCACCGGCUCACCCUGAGGCAGACAUCAGAGGACAUGAGUGGUGUGGUGGAAUUUGUUUCAGGAAAGGCGAAAAGCACUGCAAAACUGCAUGUCAAAGAAUAAUCCUUGAGACAUGGAACCAUCUUGACCUUGUGAUUACUGAAAUUGAUGCCUUGAAGCCAGAGAGUGAAGACAUAUUCUGCUAUUCUUUAAUGGGUCAGUGAAUGAGGAGUCUCUUUAAAAAGAUAUUCAAGAGAAAUUUUUACAGAAUGUGCUUAUGUACACCCACAUCUAUACAGUCAAUCUAAAUGUUUUGCACUCAUCAGAAAUUUUAGGCCUGCACAAAAAUCUAUAACUGUACUUCUUUAUUUAAAGUUACAAUUUAAUAUCACAGUAUUCCCCAUACUCUCCAAGGUUACUGUUAGUUAUAAUACACUUUGUGUUGGCAUAGCACUACUGUCAGUUUAUAUAUCAUGGUUUUGUGCAUUGUAAAUGUCAGUAGACUUACAGUUAACAGUGUCAGGAUGAACCUGCAGCUCAUGUAUUACAUUAACAAAACUUAAAUUGGUUGAAAAGUCAGUAUUUAAUUCCUUUAAAAUUAUGUACAUUGUCCUUUGUAUAGAAACCUUUU